UCAUGCAAAAAUACACAUAUAAACCAGCUGAGAUGAAAUCUCCGUCGUUUUUGUUACAAUGUCUUCAAAUAUUUUCCAUUACCAUACUUCUAGCAGUCUCUUCGGUAGCCGCUAUCCAGCGCAGAACCCCGAGGUUGAGUACGAUCAGGGGAGUCACCCUGAAACAUCCUGAGAUUUUAUCAGCGCCACUCUCCGAAGAUCUGCAGACAUUUUACUACAACCAGACGCUCGAUCACUUCAAUUAUAAGCCUCAAAGUUACAUCAAAUUCAAACAAAGAUACGUGAUGAAUUUCAAGUAUUGGGGCGGACCAAAUGCACCCAUUCUAGCGUAUCUCGGAGCGGAAGAGAGCAUCGACGAUGAUCUCCGGGUUGUUGGAUUUUUAAAUGACAAUGCCCGCGGGUUCAAGGCUCUCCAAAUAUAUAUUGAGCAUCGUUACUACGGACAAUCAAUUCCAUUCGGAUCAAGAGAAGAAGCAAUGAGGAAUGCGAGCACUUUCGGUUAUUUCAACUCAGCGCAAGCCAUAGCAGAUUAUGCGGAAAUUCUAUUACAUAUAAAGAAAAAAUUGCAUGCCCAACAGUCUCCGGUGAUAGUCAUCGGCGCAUCAUAUGGAGGAAUGCUUGCUGCAUGGUUUCGGCUAAAAUACCCUCAUAUUGCCGUGGGAGCAUUGGCCUCUUCGGCUCCCAUACUUUACUUUUUGAAUAUCAAACUGACCCCGCCGGGUGGGUACUAUUCCGUUGUCUCUAACGACUUUAAGACUUGUAGUGAGAUGGUGAUGCCUUUUGAAAUCCGCAACGAUACAAUGUUUCCUUCUAAACCUUUCGAUCUGAAAAGGUUUGAGGAUGGUUGCAUGAGUACGUAUGGUGUCCGUCCUCGGCCACAUUGGGUAACUUCUUAUUAUGGAGGCAAUGACAUAAAAUUAGUUUUACGAAGAUUUGGUAGCAACAUUAUUUUCUCAAAUGGGCUUAAGGAUCCUUUUAGCAGUGGCGGGGUAUUGGAAAACCUAUCAGAAAGUUUGCUUGCCGUCUCUACCAAGAAUGGAUUUCACUGCUUGGACAUAAUUAUCUCAAGUGAAAGUGAUCCAAAAUGGUUGGUGGAGCAGCGUUCCAUGGAGGUCAAGAUCAUUAAAAGAUGGCUUGCUAAGUACUACCGUGAUCCUAAAGCAUUAACCAAACUUUAAUUUACGUGAUCCACAAUCUGAUGAUAUGAUCUGUUUACUCUCCUUUUGGCCUAAACAAACGAUACCUAGCUUCUUGUUCUCUCCGCCAAAUGUUAGGUUGUAAAAAACUUGCUAAGUACUACAGUGAACUUAAAGCAUUAAUCAAACUUUAAUUUAUGU
This is a messenger RNA of Rubroshorea leprosula, 1337 nucleotides long. The record is from the annotation of a GenBank genome assembly. NCBI's taxonomy places the organism in Eukaryota, Viridiplantae, Streptophyta, Magnoliopsida, Malvales, Dipterocarpaceae.